GCGACUACUUCCGCCCUCCUAGUGCAGUAGUCCCGACGCUGCCCGACGCGUCGCCGUGGGCGACGUGCCCGCUUCCAAAAUGGCGACGGCGGCGGCUGUGUAUGGUGCGCUUGGCCGGGCGGGCUGGAAGCUUCUGCAGCUGCGGUGCCUGCCCGUGACCUGUUGCCGACCAGCCCUGGUGCCACGUGCCUUCCAUGCUUCAGCUGUGGGGCUAAGGUCUUCAGAUGAGCAGAAGCAGCAGCCUCCCCCUUCAUUUUCUCAGCAGCAUUCUGAAACACAGGGGGCAGAAAAACCUGAUCCAGAGUCUUCUCAUCCACCCCCCAGGUAUACAGACCAGGGCGGCGAGGAGGAGGAAGGCUAUGAAAGUGAGGAGCAGCUGCAGGACCGCAUCCUGACGGCAGCCCUGGAGUUUGUGCCCACUCACGGGUGGACAGCAGAGGCGAUUGCAGAAGGAGCCCAGUCUCUGGGUCUCUCCAGUGCAGCAGCCAGCAUGUUUGGGAAGGAUGGCAGUGAACUAAUACUGCAUUUUGUGACCGAGUGCAAUGCCCGGCUCACACGCGUGCUGGAAGAGGAGCAGAAGCUGGUACAGUUGGGCCAGGCAGAGAAGAAGAAGACAGACCAGUUCCUGAGGGAUGCAGUGGAAACCAGACUGAGAAUGCUGAUCCCAUACAUUGAGCACUGGCCCCGGGCCCUCAGCAUCCUCAUGCUCCCUCACAACAUCCCGUCCAGCCUGAGCCUGCUCACCAGCAUGGUGGAUGACAUGUGGCAUUACGCUGGGGACCAGUCCACUGAUUUUAACUGGUACACCCGCCGAGCCAUGCUGGCUGGCAUCUACAACACGACAGAGCUGGUGAUGAUGCAGGACUCCUCUCCAGACUUUGAGGACACCUGGCGCUUCCUGGAAAACCGGAUUAAUGAUGCAAUGAACAUGGGCCACACUGCCAAGCAGGUAAAGUCCACAGGAGAGGCACUGGUGCAAGGACUCAUGGGUGCCGCGGUGACGGAGAUAUCACUGACUCCUGGGACCCUGGUAUAUCAAGUCUCUGUAUCAUAGCUGCACCUGCCACCUUGCAAACCUGAAUCUUGGCCAGCUCAAGAACUUGGCAGGUCUAAACCAGCGUCGGUGAGAGGAAAGGGUGUAAGCUACAAUGCCUAGAAGAGAAUGAGUGGACAGAUUGAAAGAGCUUUGAAAAGUAUGAGGUGCCAUCCAUGUAACCUGGUGUUCAUGAGAACACACUAAAGGACUCCUGAGACACUACCACCGCCACCUGGAAACCACAAGGCAUUUGAUGCUACCGUUCUGGUCAGGGAUUGGGCCGCUUCUUCAGUUCCUAAUACCAGACCAAGCCUCCUGAUGCCUUUCUGCACUGCAAUUGUGUGAUUGAAAAAUGAGAUGUGCAUCCAAGCAAUCAAGCCACAGAAACCGAGCAUGUCCCUUUCACGAUCUCAUGGGCACCUUGAUCAUGUCUUAACCUUCCAUUAACCUUGGGGCUCCCAAGCCAGAGUCAAGGUGAUGCAUGCCUCAUGCCACCUCAAAGUGACAGCUCAUCCCCAGCACAGCACAGGUGUGUGCACACAGAGGUGUUCCUUGCACCCCCGCCCUCUCAGGUGUCCUGAGAUGCUACUCCUGGGAAACCCCUCAGAAAACUGCCUCACCUGAGACAAGUGCCUGCUGGACAGAGGUGUGAUCCCAGGCCUGGUGUCAUAUGACACCAGCAUGCAUCACAGGAUUAUUAGUGUAUUUUGAGUCUAAAAAUAAUAAAUACGUUUGAAGUAGUUUCC
Molecule: messenger RNA, 1782 nt
Organism: Piliocolobus tephrosceles (Ugandan red Colobus)
Lineage: Eukaryota; Metazoa; Chordata; Mammalia; Primates; Cercopithecidae
Gene: COQ9
Product: coenzyme Q9
Exons: 10
Coding region: 80-1054 (324 amino acids)
Biological process (GO): ubiquinone biosynthetic process
Cellular component (GO): mitochondrial inner membrane
Molecular function (GO): lipid binding
Source: RefSeq, a predicted model, not a curated record